Molecule: messenger RNA, 1137 nt
Organism: Gamsiella multidivaricata
Lineage: Eukaryota; Fungi; Mortierellomycota; Mortierellomycetes; Mortierellales; Mortierellaceae
Exons: 4
Coding region: 70-900 (276 amino acids)
Molecular function (GO): acyltransferase activity, transferring groups other than amino-acyl groups
Source: RefSeq, a predicted model, not a curated record
CCCAUCACCUCAUCGACCCUUCUUUUCCUCAUUCUCCAUCAUUCCUCGUUCCUCAUCCCCCACAGGACAAUGUCUCCAUCCCAGCAGCCUGACUCAUCUGCUCCUUCCUUACUGGCCCAUAUCUCGAACGAGACCGCUUGCUCCAGCUAUCUCGCAGAGCUGGUCAGUGAGCUGCCCCUGGCGUCAUCCCAAUUCGGCAUAGUCCUUAGCACGGCCCUAGGAAACAGAGAGAACCCAAGCAAUAGGGCACGUCUUGGCAAGGAGGAAAACGUGCUGGACGUGUUUUUCUGUGUCAACGAUAUCUGGCGACAACCGCUGGAAUCUCUUCCCGGGAAGCUGAUCAGGAUUGGCAAUCGCGCUGUUAAGUUUGUGAUCUCGGAGGAGGAGCUCCUGAAACAAGAGUCAGAGGUUCAGCAGAGAUGCCAGCAACUGGAGCAAAAACAGGGACUGGUCCUCGAAUCCAUGAAGGAAAGUGAUGUUCAGUUGAUGAUCACACUGAACAAAGUCUCAUACAGUGAAGAGUACGGCAAGCACAUUAUUAGACACUCGCGCUGUUUCCGAGAUAAGGAUGGAAACAUGGUCGCUUGGGCAGGAACCCAUGGGGAUUUUUCCAUCGCGGCAUUGCACGUUAUGCCAGAAUACCGCAAGAUGGGUCUUGGGCGUUUGGUGCUCAAUGCUCUCGCAUUGGUUCAUGUGCGUCUCGCUCACGAGAUCUUGACCACACUUGGCGGCAAGAGCAACGGCGAUAUUUCGCCCUCGACACUUUAUGCACAUGCGGACUGUUUGGAGGAUAAUCUUCCUACAAUGCUUUUUAUGGAACGCUGUGGAUGGCGUCGUAUUGGCAACUACCUCUGGCUUGGGAUGUAUAACAAGGAUGCUCCUGAGCCCGUAUGGAAGUAAGCACUCGCAUUAGAGCUUGCAUAUUUAAAGGAACCGCUUUGAAUAAAAGUAUCACCCACCAUAUCCUCCCAUAAUAAAGGAAGGUCCCUGACGAAAAGAUGAAGAACAUGCGUAGCUCUAUUCCCCCUUGAACACGAAUUUCUAGUGCAACACCGAUUUUAUUUCCUCUGUGUUCCAUCGCUCUUCGUAGCGGGUUUCAUGCACAGCAUCACAUUCCUCGAUUUACCGGGCCUUGAG